Molecule: messenger RNA, 294 nt
Organism: Penicillium canescens
Lineage: Eukaryota; Fungi; Ascomycota; Eurotiomycetes; Eurotiales; Aspergillaceae
Product: thioredoxin family protein
Exons: 2
Coding region: 1-294 (97 amino acids)
Source: RefSeq, a predicted model, not a curated record
AUGGCUGACUACGGCAAUCUUAUUGAUCUUACCUCCCAUCCCUCUAAGCUCAUAAUCCGCCCUGUUGCCGAGCUCAGCAAGCGACACUCUAAUGUCAAGUUCUACAAGAUCGAGUUCGAGGAGCUCUCCGAUGUCGGUAACGAGCUAGAUAGCCCCCUGUUGCCCACCUUCCUUCUCUACAAGAAUGGCGAAGUCGUCGCUGAUGUUAUUACCGUCAAGUCCCACGGCCUCCAGGAGAAGAUCAAGGCUUUUAUCGAAAAAGUCAACUACCAGUUUACCAAACUAUGCAUAUGA